Molecule: messenger RNA, 1808 nt
Organism: Culex quinquefasciatus (southern house mosquito)
Lineage: Eukaryota; Metazoa; Arthropoda; Insecta; Diptera; Culicidae
Product: zinc finger protein 729
Exons: 2
Coding region: 52-1752 (566 amino acids)
Biological process (GO): regulation of transcription by RNA polymerase II
Cellular component (GO): nucleus
Molecular function (GO): DNA-binding transcription factor activity, RNA polymerase II-specific; zinc ion binding; RNA polymerase II transcription regulatory region sequence-specific DNA binding
Source: RefSeq, a predicted model, not a curated record
GUUCAGGACUUGUUUUGUUUAUUAUUGGUUUUUACAAUAAUCACAUGUAAAAUGAGGAAUAUUAAAUUUAAAUUUCAACAAAAGUGUCGAACUUGCUCGCGAACAGAUAAGUUUAAAGGAAUAUCGGUGAAUGCCUUUUCCGAAAGCCAACAAGAGCCGAUCUAUUUGAUGCUAGUCUACUGCACCCAGUUACAGUUUUCGCCGAACGACGUGCUCCCGCAGCGAAUUUGCCAAGACUGUUUGGCACUGCUGGACGCUGCCUACGCCUUCUGGAAGCAAUCUCGCCAAAGGGAUGCCUAUCUCCGGGAUUUAGUACUCGGCUUAAUUCCAGCGUCGGUAGAGACCAAUCGACCAGUACCGCAAAUCCCGACAAUUUCGCCGGAGCCGGUUGUUCCGGUUGUUACUGCUGCUCCGCCAGUCUCUAAAAUAGUACCAACAGCAGCAGAGACAACUCUCGCGACUCCCCAGAGCUUUUGGUGUUGCUUCCGGAAGUGUCCCAAGGUGACGACGAACUUGGCCGACAUGGAGCAGCACGCCAAGCGGGAUCAUUUCGCUGGUCGGCUCGCGAACGAGAUACAGCGAGGUGGGGCUCGCGAGCACGUUUGUUCCGUGUGCUGCGCUGGCUACGAUUCUCUCGGCACCUGGGAGUAUCAUCGGAUGAUUCAGCUGGGGACGCGGCCAAAGUUUGGUGUUAGCGCAAGUGCGACAAAUGAAAAACCGCAGGAUGAAGAGAAUGAGGAGGAGCAGCCGCCGAAGGACGAUUUUGAAGCUACAGAGACAACCGUCGUUAAGGAGGAAGCGGUUCUGGAGGAAUCGGCAAUGGAUUUUGAAGUUUCGGAUGCGGCAGACGAGCUCUCAACCAACAGUACGAUGCAAUUUGAAGUCAUUCCGGUUAAAGACGAACCGUAUCUCAGCGAUGAGGAAGAUGCGAGUUUGCAAGACGCGCUCGAAGGCGGAAAUGAAAGGUUUGAUUGCCCUCAUUGUGGAGUGGAGAUUCUCUCUGAUGUGGAAAAACAACGGCACCUGGUUUGCGAAUGUCCAGUUCUGUACAAUAAGGAUGUUCGCUACACGUGCGAGCUCUGCAAAGUAACGAGUUUCCAAAAAGUGGACGACUUGAAGAAGCACAUGCAAACGGAUUGUCCCGCACAAGAAGGGGGUUCAAAAGUUCAAGUCGUUCCCAAACAAUGCCUCAAUUGCCAAAAAUCCUUCUACACAAGCGAAGGUCUCGAACGGCACGCUGUUCUGUGCACGAAAGAAAAAGACAACGUCGUCAAACUGACCUGCCUCAACUGUGGCGGCGUGUUCAACUCGAGAUACUACUUUGCUCGCCACAUUAAGCUUCGCGCAUGCUUCAGGGAUCCGAACCAAUGCAAGCACUGCUCCGCCAAGUUCACCGACCAGAAAGGCCUUAAGCGCCACCGCAAGGUUGGAUGUUCCGCCUUGCUGAACGCGGAAUCGAACGGGCUCAAAACGACGUGCAAAUGUGAGCACUGCGGAAAAGGCUUCCCCAAGAAGGUGUUGGUGCGCGCGCACCAGGUCGUUGACGGGUGUGGCGCGGAGGAUCGCGCUUCGAAACCGGCGGCCGGAAAGGUGAAAUGUCCCUACUGCUUCAUCCAGUUGAGCCGAGCGUGCAAUUUGAAGCGCCAUCUGGCGAAUUUCUGUCUGGUUAUACUGAAAAAGCAAGACCAGGCGGAGGCGGAGCGUGCGGCGGCGCAGGAUGGACCGCUGGCGACGACAAGCACCGGCACCUAGACGGUAUUAGUGUAAUUUUGAAAGUUAAUUUUGAAAUAAACUAAUGCUAAACAGAA